Messenger RNA from Pochonia chlamydosporia 170, 4161 nucleotides. RefSeq names its product NACHT and ankyrin domain protein. The record is from RefSeq and is a predicted model, not a curated record. Gene Ontology annotation, biological process: nucleoside metabolic process. The coding region runs from base 1 to 4161 and encodes 1386 amino acids. Gene Ontology annotation, molecular function: protein binding; catalytic activity. Lineage: Eukaryota; Fungi; Ascomycota; Sordariomycetes; Hypocreales; Clavicipitaceae. The transcript has a single exon.
AUGUCUAAGCGACCCAUACCGAUUGAGAAUGCACCAGAAGAGGGUCAUGGCCGAUGGAAGCGGCCGAGAACUCCUCUUAAUGAAGGGUUGACUCUACCGGUCAGAAGCCCAAGACGAUACGCAAACGAGGAUUAUACCGUAGGCUGGAUUUGUGCAUUGGUCACAGAAUAUGUUGCAGCCCAGGCGCUGCUGGACGAAACCCACGAACAGCCCAUCGUCUCUCGUCACGAUGAAGGCGAUUAUGUGUUGGGCAAGUUCGGCCGACAUAACGUUGUUCUUGCGGUUAUGCCGGGCGGAGAAUACGGAAAUUCUUCCGCGACAGCCACAGCUAAAGACCUUCGCAACACCUUUCCCAACAUUACAUUUGGUCUGAUGGUCGGCAUUGGUGGCGGUGCGCCGAGCCCGAGGAAUGAUAUUCGCCUAGGCGAUGUUGUUGUGAGCCUGCCCAGUAACGGAAGGGGUGGUGUAUUUCAAUACGACUUUGGAAAAACUAUACAGAACCAGGCUUUCCGCACAACGGGUUUCUUGAACCAGCCUCCAAGAAUCUUAAGAAGUGCAGUAAAUGGCUUGAAGGCACAAUACAAAAUCCGCGGCCAUAAGUUUAGGGAUACUAUUGAAGACGUAUUCAAGCGAAUUCCAAGACUCAAGUCAGAAUACAAGCGUCCAGAUCCUACCAGCGACAGGCUAUACAAAAGCGAUUUCCUACACCCUGCUGAUAAUGGUGCCAGCUGUACAGAUACAUGUGGUGCAGAUCCACGAACUUUGGUCAGUCGUUUGGAACGAAAGGAAGACGAAGACAACCCGGUGGUCCAUUAUGGCCUGAUUGCUUCCGCAGACACAUUGAUGAAGGAUGCCAAGCUCAGGGAUAGGCUCGUCAGAGAAAAAGACGUGCUCUGUUUUGAAAUGGAAGCAGCAGGACUAAUGAAUAACUUUCCCUGUUUAGUCAUACGCGGCAUAUGUGAUUACUCAGACACACAUAAAAGCAAAGAUUGGCAGGGUUACGCAGCUAUGACGGCGGCUGCAUAUGCAAAAGAUCUUCUCCUGAGGAUUUCUCUUCGUGAUGUUGAGAGCCUACGGGAAACGAGACGUAAUUCACCAGAGAGGAUCGACGUCACCGAUCGAGAAUCUCCUAUUGACGAGGAGAAGUUACGCCUGUUUCUAAACUCACUGCGUUUUGAUACGAUCAACAAUCGUCAACAAUUGAUCAAGGAUGCUCAUGCAAAAACUUGUGAGUGGCUGUUAGACGAGGACCAAUACCUUGACUGGUUAAAUCCUGACAAACUCGAAGAGCACCAGGGAUUUUUAUGGAUCAAAGGAAAGCCAGGGGCUGGAAAAUCUACCUUGAUGAAUUAUGCUUACACUAAAGCUCUAAAGAAGAUGAAAAACACAUCGGUUGUGGCCUUCUUCUUCAACGCGCGUGGUCAUACUCUGGAGAAAACUAUGGUUGGAAUGUAUCGAUCUCUGCUGUUACAACUUCUCAAGAAGAUACCAAAGCUUCAAGCUGUUAUUAGUCUUCCUGAGACGGCGACGUCGAACAAUUAUCAAUGGAGCAUUGCACUACUUCAAUCGAUGUUCAAGCAAGCGAUAUUAGGUCUUGACCGGUCCUGUGUUAUCUGCUUUAUCGACGCCUUAGACGAAUGUGAGGAGGCUCAAGUGCGAGACAUGAUAAAAUUCCUUGAGCGCUUGAGCUUGUCUGCUGUAUCAUGUCGGAUCAAUUUCAGGGUCUGUUUUGCCAGCCGUUAUUACCCAAACAUCUCGAUAGCAAAGGGACUCACACUUGAGCUCGAAAAGCAAAUGGGGCAUACUAAAGACAUAACAGCCUAUAUCGAGACCGAGUUGAAGAUUGAUGAUAGUCCAACUUCAGACGAAAUCCGUUUUGAACUUAGAGAAAAGGCAUCUGGGGUGUUUAUGUGGGUGUUUCUCGUUAUCGACAUAUUGAACACGGCGUCUGAUAGGGGUCGUUGCCAUAAUCUUAAGCAAAAGUUACGAGAAAUUCCUGGGACGUUACACGAGUUAUUUCGAGAUAUGCUAAAGCGGGAUGAGCAUAAUAAAGAUGAGCUUCUUCUUUGUAUUCAGUGGGUACUGUUCGCAAGGCAGCCGCUUAGUCCCAGAGAGUUAUACUUUGCCAUACUUGCUGGCACUGUACCGGACGUCAUUUCAACCCUGAAAUCAGGAGCAAUUCCAUUGACUACUAUCAAAAAGUUCAUUCUUGAUGCCUCCAAGGGUCUGCUGGAGCUUACGACGUCCGAUACUCCGACUGUCCAAUUCAUACACGAAUCUGUCAAAGACUUUCUUAUCAAGGAUAAUGGGCUAAGCGAGAUAUGCUCUUAUGCUGAUCAAGGCUUUCUGGCGAGGAGUCAUGAACGACUCAAAACCUGCUGUGUUGACUAUCUUGGCAAUGCCUCGGUGUCACUAGUCGACGAUGAAACUAUGAUUAUAGGAACAUUCCGGCAAGCUGCAAAGAUUCGCGAGUCUAGAUUUCAAGAAUCACCGUUCCUUCAAUACGCUGUACAGAACAUCUUGUACCAUGCUGAUCUUGCAGCGGAACAAGUAGACCAAACCAAGUUUUUACAGAAUUUUCCCCGUACAAGGUGGAUGCGACUUGUCAACAUAUACCGACAAACCGUGCAUAGGUAUCAAAAUGCAAGCUUACUCUACAUUUUGGCAGAGCAAAACUGCGGGUCACUCAUCAAACAUCAGUCGAACAGCCUCUCCUGCUUUGAAAUCGAGAAUGAGCGAUACUACACGCCAAUAUUCGCAUCAUUGUGCACGAAGAGCCACAAGGCAACACGCGGUCUUUUGCAGGCUUUAGCUGAAAGUCAAGGCUAUUCAUCUGCCGCACCUGACAUUUGUGAACAAUACGAUAGGAUGACAGUUGGCAUUUCAGAGUCGGAUGAACUUGAUGCCGUGAUAUCGCGACGAAAAGCACCAUAUGAUAUUUGCGAAUUACCCUACGAACUAAACAAUGAGAUUAUAUGGCACGCAUUUCUUAUUGCAUACAACUACAGCGACAUGCAGGUAACGAAGACGCCCAAAGGCCCAUUGAUUUGGGCUCUGGAAAAUAGUAAUAGGCAACUACUUAAGAUCAUGCUUGAGAAUGGCGUCGAUAUUGAGACAAGGAUUUACAAGGACACGUUACUGCAACAUGCUACACGUUACGACCAAAAGGCACUAGUCAAGUUUCUUUUGGAAAAGGGCGCCGAUAUUGAGGCGCCGGGUGAGACGGUGCUCCAGCUUGCUUUAUCAAGAAGAAACCGUGCAAUGGUCCAGCUACUUUUAGACAAUGGCGCUAAGGCGGACUACUUAAAUGCCAAGACUCAGCGCAAUCUACAAAAUGCUAUUUAUUGCAGACAAGAAGCCAUAGUCAAGGUGCUUCUGGAAAACGGUGCCAAUACGGAAGCAGAAGAUUCCUUCGGGAGGACGCCGCUACACGAAGCUGUAGCCUGUAAAAGUGCGGGUGCGGCAAUCGUCGCCUUGCUUCUGGAAGGGGGUGCCAAUAUAGAAGCAGUAUGUUUGAGUGAUUUAAGGAAGUGGACACCAUUGCUGGAGGCAACUUACUGGGGACAUGAAGCAAUAGUCAAGUUGCUUCUGGACAACGGUGCUAAUAUAGAAGCAGUAGAUUUUAAGGGGAAUACGCCGCUAUGCCUAGCUGUAGCCGAUAACAGAGAGGAAAUCGUCGCCUUGCUUCUCGAAAGGGGUGCUAAUACGGAAACAGUAUAUUUAAGUGCUUCAAGAAAAUGGACACCAUUGCUAGAGGCAACUGAACGGGGAAAUAAAGCAAUAGUUAAGUUGCUUCUGGAAAACGGUGCCAAUACGAAAGCAGUAGAUUUCCUCGAAAGGACGCCGCUACACGUAGCUGUAGCCUAUAAAAGUGCGGCAAUUAUCGCCUUGCUUCUGGGAAACGGUGCCAAUAUGGAAGCAGUAGAUUCCGAGGGGAAUACGCCGCUACGCCUAGCUGUGGCCGAUAACAGUGAGGCAAUCGUCGCCUUGCUUCUGGAAAGGGGUGCCAGUAUUGAGUCACUCGAUCCUGGUUGUAGGACUGCGGUGCUCGGCUUGUCAAAGCUGGCACUCUUUACGAGUCGGCAUCGACCUACAUGUGCAAGGCCUCCCAGUCCGUCAGCAUCGCCACGUAUAGUCAUUGAUCUAACCGACACGGACUGA